AUGGAAAUAAUUCAAAUUCAUAUGAUUUUUAUGGUUCAACAUUCAUCUCAUACACUUUUAAAACAAAAUGGUUUUACUCAACAAGUUUAUCUUAAAUAUAAACAAGAAUGUCUUGAUGAAAAACAUUUUCGUCAACAUGUAUUUGAAGAUUUUCAACAAGAAACCCUUUGUGAUCAUGAAGCUGGUCAAUUAUAUGGCUUAGAAAAAUUCUGGACAUUUUUAAAAUAUUCUCGACAAAAACCAAAAAUCAAUCCAAAACUUGAAGAAAUUUUAAAAAACUAUAAAAAUCUUGAAGAUUUUCGUGUUGAUGGUGUAUCGUUUCCACAACAAUUUUUUCCAACAAAAUCAAAUUAUAAAGAAUUUAGUGUUUUACGAAGAAUUGGUAUUGGUUUAGCUAUUGUUGAUGAUGUGAUUAAUUUUGAUGGUGGUCAUCGAACUGUUAUUUUUUAUCGUUUUCAAGGUGUUAAACUAGAUGUUAUUGAAGAAGGAACUCAUUUUAUGAUUUCAUGGCUUCAUAGACCAAUUAUAUUUGAUAUUCGUACACGACCACGAUCUGUUCCAUCAAUAACAGAAAUAAAAGAUUUACAAACAAUUAAUGUAACAUUACGUAUUCUUUAUCGACCAAGAGCUGAACUUUUACCAAAAAUUUUUUACAAACUUGGUGAAUUAUUAAUAGAACGUGCUGCUCAAUUUGGUUUAUUACUUGAUGAUAUUUCAAGUACACAUUUAAGUUUUAGAUUUGAAUUUACAAGUGCUGUUGAAUUAAAACUAGUUGCACAACAAGAUGUUGGAAAACAACGAUUUUUAGUCGAAAAAGUAAAUCAAUAA
This is a messenger RNA of Rotaria sordida, 828 nucleotides long. NCBI's taxonomy places the organism in Eukaryota, Metazoa, Rotifera, Eurotatoria, Philodinida, Philodinidae. The record is from the annotation of a GenBank genome assembly.